ACCUGGUCCCUCCUCCCACGAGCUGUCAGAGCAGCUUGUUGCGCGAGCAGCUUUUUGGUAAACUAACUUGAGUUCGGCGUUAAAUUCUAAACCAGUUGCCUGACAAAUCCCGCUUGGCGUGGACCGACAAGAAUGUUCGCCUCGGUUAAACAACAAGCCUUAAUUCCCUUGACUUAACGAGUCAUCUGCCGCAGUUCCCAUCGAGCUCUUUUGCCGUCUGCGUGAUUUGUGGUCCAGAAACGGCGCAGCAGCGGCAGGUCGUGGUAACCAGAUCCUGGACAGAAGAAAGUGCCUUCUCUGACGACGUUCCUACUUGAAGCUGCUCGCCGCUCCCAUCCUUCACUGUAAACAUCGCUGGCUUGGGCUCCAAACAGAUCUCAGUUCCUCAGAAUUGCCAUAGUACACAGAAACCACACACUUUUCCCAUUCACUGACUUUAUUAGAUAUCUUUCCAAGGACAGCCGUUGCCUUUAGAUAUUGUCAAGCUCGAGACCUUUUAAAGACCUGGAGCAUGUUCUUAUUGUCGUGCCAUUGUUGUGCACCUGGGACUAAAUGACUGAUGAACCAGACUGACAGCUUCACUGAUAGCAACCAUCUCUCAUGCGACAGCCAGAAGGGGUCUGAAUGUCACGUCUCUAUUUAAAGGACCUAGUCAACAAACCUCAAAACUAGACACAAAACAACACAGAAAUACGUUUGCUGAAUAUUUUAACCCGAGGCAAGAAUCCCGCAACCGACACCAUAGAGCCUGCAGGUUCCCAAACAGCUAUGGCUUUAAACAUCGCGUCGAUGCGAGACACGAAGUGGCUGACCCUCGAGGUGUGCCGACAGUUUCAGAGAGGGACGUGCUCGCGCAGCGACGAGGAAUGCAAAUUCGCACAUCCGCCCAAGAGCUGCCAGGUGGAGAACGGGCGGGUGAUCGCCUGCUUCGACUCGCUGAAGGGUCGGUGUACGAGAGAAAACUGUAAGUACCUUCACCCACCGGCGCAUCUGAAGACGCAGCUGGAAAUCAACGGACGCAACAACCUCAUCCAGCAGAAGACCGCCGCAGCGAUGCUGGCGCAGCAGAUGCAGUUCAUGAUCCCGGGCACCACCAUGCAACCAGUGCAUACAUUUCCUGUCAGCCAAGGUCUGGGCUCGAACCCUGGAUUGAGUUACGCGCAGUAUCUGACUCCCAUGAGCCACGGCAUGAGUCUGGUCCCCACAGAGAUGCUCCCCAGCACCCCGGUCAUCGUCCCCGGCAGCCCGCCGGUCAGCAUGCAGAGCUCAUCCUCCACACAGAAGCUCCUGCGCACGGACAAACUCGAGGUGUGUCGCGAGUUUCAGCGAGGCAACUGCGCACGCGGCGAGACCGACUGCCGCUUCGCCCAUCCUAGCGAUAGCCCUAUGAUCGACACGAGCGACAACACGGUCACCGUGUGCAUGGACUACAUCAAGAGCCGCUGCUCACGCGAGAAGUGCAAGUACUUCCACCCUCCGGCGCACCUGCAGGCCAAGAUCAAAGCAGCGCAGCAUCAGGCCAACCAGACCGCCGUCGCCGCGCAGGCCGCCGCCGCAGCCAUGACUCAGUCGACUGCCAAAGCAAUGAAGCGACCCCUCGAGGCAUCUGUAGAUCUGGCGUUUCCCCAUGGAGUCCUGCAGCCCCUACCAAAGAGACAGGCGCUAGAAAAGAGUAACGGGGCCAGCACGCUCUUCAACCCCAGUGUCUUGCACUACCAACAGGCUUUGGCCAAUGCACAGCUCCAGCAGCCCACCGCUGCGUUCUUUCCCACAGGGUCAGUUCUGUGCAUGGCUCCUGCUAGCAGCAUUGUACCCAUGAUGUACAGUGCUACGCCUGCUACUGUCUCUGCAGCAACAACUCCUGCCACAAGUGUCCCCUACGCAACAACAGCACCAGCCAAUCAGAUCAUCUUGAAGUAAACCACCGAAGAGGAACAACGGGGUGUCAGGAAGCUGCUUUGAGAAACCCAAAAAGAUCCCCGUGUAAAUACGACCUGCCCUCCUCCCCUUUAGAACUACAGCAACCUGCAUGCUAAAGCGUAACACACAGAACACACAAACACACACCGUAUACCUGUUAAUGCUCGGAAAGGUGACUCAACCGGUUUCUAACUUAAAAAAACGAGACUAGAAAAUAUAUACGAGUAUCUAUAAAUAUAUAUGUAUGUUAAUGUACAGCACGUUUCAUAGAGGCAUAAGUGAGAUUUCAUCCGAAUGAUCGGUCACCCGUCAGAUAAUGUGUAUUUUUCUCCCAUAGUUGUUUUAAAUACAAAUGCACAAUGAGUGAGCGACGAGCGAGGGGACACACACACACACACACACACACACACACACAUGGUUUGCACUGUCAGAAAUAGUGCUUAAUAAUAAGUGCUUGAUUGUCUUGAACGGGAGGACGUCUCCUGCAGAGGAUGUCUUAAACUAAACCCCAUGCACCCUCUAGAGAGGGGAAAUAGGGACUUUGUUUCUUAUUUUAAUUUACAAAAACACAGAAUGUCACACGGCGGACACACAGAAGAUUGUCUACUGGUCAAAAUGCACCUCCCUUCUUGGACUCGAGCUGUCUUUGGAAAGAUGUUAUUCCCAACUCUUCAUCCCCACUGGCCAAAGAAAGGUUUACAAGGACACGAAGCGCACACUGAUUUGAAAACCUGUCAGUGUCGCGAGUGCGAAUGUGGCAAACCGCGUGCCAUGCAACCACGUUUCUGUCUGCGUCUCUCCUAAAGGACUGUGUUUUACUCUUUCCCUUUUUGUUUUAAAUGGACGCUGAAUGAUUUCGAUGUGUCUGUGGAAACACUGGCCAUCAGGGAGUCGACUCUGGCUUCUAUCCCGUGCCAAGGGCUUAUUGAACAUUAAACUGGAGAGCUGCUGUAAACAAACUCACACACGAGACGGACUUCUUCUCCAAAUUGUCUGGGGCCUGUUCGUAGUCCCACUCACACGGUGCCCAGCGAACGGAAACGACGAGGGGGAAACAUUGCAGUAGACGAUCUUUGAGGCGUUGUGAAUGGAGAGCCCUGCGCUCUCGCCGAUAAUCCUGUUUUAUUUGAUAAACAGUAGAAGUGCCUAAAAAAAAUCUAUUUUACACAGCGAGCAUCUUGAGAAGAUGACUUCAUGUGGGGUCUGGGGGUUAUAAAAACAUUCAGAGUGAAGCUCCCGAAAUGAUUUUGGCCAGACGAGUGAUGAAAACAAAACAAAACAACAAAAAAAAGUUUAAAUGCAUUUCAUGCACAUCAUGGUCUGUUUCAUUACACCAUGUCAAUGUUGCUAGAAUCGGUGUGAGACGGCACAGGCAGAAUGUUUGUUUUGUUGUAACGUGUUAGCUUUUAUGCUUUCUUGGAGUAGCUGACAUUGGAAAUGUAAGGAACUUGGAGCUCAAUGUCUGUAACACACGUGAAGUUUUGAGUUUGGUAAAUGAUUGUCAUUGCAGUGUGUUCUUAACCAGUUAUGUGGACUGUCUGUUUAAAGGGACAGUUCAUCCUAAAAUUGGCUGGAAAUAUACUAAACGGAGAUUUAGAUGACUUUGUUUUCUUCAUCAGGUUUGGAGAAUGUAGCAUUGCAUCACUUGCUCACCAAUGGAUGUGAAUGGGUGCCGUCAGAAUGAGAGCUGAUAAAAACAUCACAAUUAUCCACAGCAUCCAGUCCAUCAGUUACCAUCUGGAGAAUUUAAAAGCUGCAUGUUUGUAGGAAACUAACUGAUCAUUAUGGCUUUUUUUUUUUUUUAUUCAAAGUGAAAAAGUGUUCUGGUCGAAUCAGGAGAGAAAUCUGCACAGAUCAAGCAGCGUUUAAACAGCUCCGAACAAAUAUCUGGUGGAUUUUAAUGUGAGGGACAACAGGAGAUGGACUUUUUCACUGGAGGAAGUGUUGUUAUGGACUAUGGGUAAAAAUUAGAAAAAUGUUGGGCAUGAUCGAAAGUUUAUGUGGGGUUUAAAUAUACUGAUCUAAUUUGCAUAUUAUGACAUCAUCAUGGGGCGGCAAUCUUGAAUUUCAUAAUAUUUAGGAAAUAGUAGAUAUUAAAUUAAUGUUUGAACUUGUUUGUAUGUUUGUUUGUUUUUUGUCUUUUUAUCCUCAUUCCAAAUUUUCAGAAAAGAGCUAAUCAACAAUUAAGCAGGAGAAAGUACUAAAUUAUUACUAUACUGUAUAGUAGUAAAAUGCAUGUGAACAUUUGCCUACUUUUUGAUCAGGUCAUCCGUAAUAUUAGGGAAAUAAUAGAUAUUGAAUGGAUGUUUGAAUUUAUUUGCAUGUUUUAUUUUUUUUAAUCCUCAUUACAAAUUAUCAGAAAAGAGGAAACCAACAAUAAAGCAGGAGAAACAGACUGUCUUUAUAAUGGAUUUGGUUCUUCUAAAAACAUUAAGUGAUAGACGGGAGUGGUGUGGAUUAUUGUGAUGUUUUUGUCAGCUGUUUGGACUCUCAUUCUGACGGCACCCAUUCACUGCAGAACAUCCAUUGAUAAGACACUGAUGCAAUGCUACAUUUCUCCAAACCUGAUGAAGAAACAGUCCCCUCGACAUCUCAGAUGGCCUGAGGAUGAGGACAUUUACAGCAAUCUUUUGGGGUGAACUGCUUCUUUAACAAACACAUUUGUCAUUUUCUUACUAUAACAAAUCAUCUAACAUCAUUGUUUAGUUUUUAUUUGGAUGGUGUUUUACCUGGAAUAGCGCGCUCAGCCUUCUUUCCUCCCUGAUUUGUUAUGGGUGAAGCAUGUGUAUCUGCAUUGUGCGAGUGUGUUAGCGAUCCAAUCAGAACCAUCAUGUAUUUUCAUGGUGCUCGAUUAACACAGACAAUCCACGAAGAGACGUUUGGUUUCGCAGGAAUAUGGCACUGGUCUUAGCAUUUUUUUAUUUUAAAUUCAUGUCAAUUUUUUUUUUUCCUUUAGGGAUUUUUUCUCUGUUGUCUCAAAAGUUACAGUUUUAAUGUAAUUUUUGACGUGGAAAGUGAUUUAAAUAUAUUUUAUUGUCAUUCUGUUCAUUCUUUAUUUUGUUUUGUUAAAUGCUAGAACACAGAACAAUGGUGUAACCUAUUUUAAAAAUGAAUGUAAUUUAUUAAGCCGGGCUUAGCUACGUGCAGCGGUCCUCGGCCAAUCAGGAGCCGCUUCUAAAUCUCUCGUUCGGGACGCCGCGUCGUAGCGUAAGCAAGGCUAUAGAAUUGCUUGUGUUAUGUAAAAAUGUUUAUUGUAUAGGUAAUGUUUUACCAAAAAAAAAACUAAAAUGGAAAAAAACGAAAAAAAAAAAAACUCUGUAGUAUCAUAGUUAUUUCAUAAUAAUAUUAAUAAUAUUAAGUUGUUGCUGUGGCAACCUAAAAAGUUGCGAAUACUAAAUUUUGGUAUUUUUGUAAAUUAUGUAAUUGUUAAGUUUUUUUUUUUUCGUUUGUUCUUUUAUUUUUUAUUUUUUUUUAUUGUUUUCCUAGAGCACUGUAAAACAAUAGAGUGUAAAACAGAUAUUGGAACAUUUCCUAUUUUAUGUCGAAAUUAUAUUACCAGGAGAUUUUUCGGUAGCAUUUAACGGCCUCUUCAUUGGUGUAACAUUUUAAGAUAGUAGUAAAUACUCACUGAUACAAUAGUGUGACGUAACUUAAGAAACGACUCUAGUGUUGGGUUAAACCGAGCCCAUUCCCCUUUUAGAUUGACAAAUAAUCUCAAGUACUUGUGAAGAUUGUUUUUUUUAUAUAUUAUUUAUGAACAUUGUCCUGGUUUGUUCAGCAACUUAAAUGAAUUAACGAUUGCACUUUGAUUUCAUGUAACCGUAUGAUGUUCAUUUCUAAAACAGAUGCACAAUGAAUAUGGUAUGGCGACACGAAUCAAUGACGGUUGUUUUAUUGCUUUCAUUAAACCAGAUAACUAAAUAUUCAAUAAGCAUCUUGCAUGGUAUUUUAUGUCAAAUUAAGAAGUUAUUUUCAAUUUAACCUGAGAAAAUAAUAAUAAUUAAAAAAAAAAGAAAUCUAUUGAAUGUUUCUAUCUAUAUUAUUAAAAAAAAAAAAAAAAAACUGCACAUGUGAUGAAAGUAACGGGUGUCCUUAAUUUGGGAUUUCUUACACCCCAGGCGAAAUGUACAAUGAGUUGUGGGACAAAACAAUUGUUGACUGAUUGUGGAAAAGCACUUUGGAAUCAGUUGAUAUACUGAGCAGACACAGCGUAUCCAAACACUUUGCCUUACCUUUAGUCUAUUGUUUAAGCUUUUUGUGUUUCAGAGCUAUUAAUAUGUGCUAGGGUGUCAACAGGUCUACUGAACUUACUUCUCACCUCCAUUUAUGUAUGAAUAUAUGCUAUACCUAUAACUAAUGUAAGAGUUUUUAAUGAUUAUUAUUAUUUCGAAGCAUUGUCACGGAGAGGCCAAAGGGUUUGAAGGUGUUGAUGCUUUUCAGUGCCCUUUCCUGUUUAUGACGAGAUGCCGUUCUCAAGGGAUUGUGGGUAUUUACGCUGUGCUGCUUGACUUUCAUCAGUAAUGCAGUAGCCCAUCCACGCACACACACACACACACACACACACACACACAGAUAAUACGAGAAGAAAAUUAUAAACCAAGCCCUCUUUGGAUAAUAUUAGUUUUCAUGUAACCAUUUUAAAUGUUUUAUUUGUGCAUAUAUAUUAUGUGCUAUUUUAUGUCAUAUAGUCAAAUGUUUCCAGAAAAAUAGUGUAAAAUCUAUUGAGACAAAAUGAAUAAAGGAAGAAAAAAAGGA
Molecule: messenger RNA, 6675 nt
Organism: Carassius gibelio (silver crucian carp)
Lineage: Eukaryota; Metazoa; Chordata; Actinopteri; Cypriniformes; Cyprinidae
Product: muscleblind-like protein 2a
Exons: 10
Coding region: 769-1920 (383 amino acids)
Molecular function (GO): metal ion binding
Source: RefSeq, a predicted model, not a curated record